Messenger RNA from Pelobates cultripes (western spadefoot toad), 15883 nucleotides. The record is from the annotation of a GenBank genome assembly. NCBI's taxonomy places the organism in Eukaryota, Metazoa, Chordata, Amphibia, Anura, Pelobatidae.
CCCUCCUGGAGCAUUCUUUGAUUUGCCCAGUAAGGGCAUACCUUCUCUGAGAUGCCAACACACUGGCCUCAUUGCCAGCAUGCCUGCAUCAGUCACUCCAUUCCUCCACUCCCUAGGAAUGGGGAAAGUUGUAACAUUUCAUUUGGAUCCUUAAUGAAAAUGGUUCAGUCAGAGCAGGAUGGGAUAACGAAAGUGAAAAUAAAGUACAAGACUCUGUAAAAAGUCAUUUAGAGAUGGAUCGAGGACUGGAAGGAUUACUUUUAUCAUUUCUCAUUCUGCAGUCAGGUCAGUUAAUUUGAUAUUAUGUUCUGAUUCUUAUUGUGAUGUGCAGGCUAUAGGGUGGGCUUGACAAGUAUAUCUAGAACCAAAUCCAAAAGUUAAGAGCCGAGAUAAAUUACAUUUUAAAGAAAAUGCAGAGUAAAGUUUAGGUUAUGAGCAGUGGUAAUUAUAUAUUUUGUUGGUUCUAUAACUCACUAACACCUGUGAUUGAUCAAUGAGGGGAGGUGUGCACUCUGCUUAACUGUGUGUUCUUGAGAAUCUCUGAUUGUAUUUAAAUAGUCCUGAUUAUCCGCUGACUGCUGUGAAGCAUGGAUCUAAGUAAAGUAAAUUCAGCCCAUUUAGUAUAAUCUUUCCAGCCUGAUGGGAUUGUUCUUUGAGGUUUGUAAAACUGUCAGUAUCUGGGAAGGCUGAGCACAUUGUAGGGAAUGAAUCACUCUCGGUGUACUCAUCGCCAUAAGAUGAUGGCUUAGGUAGCGUCCACAGGAUGCUAUAUACAGAGUGUCUAGUGCCCGUACACCAGUGCUUCCCAUUUAACUCUUAUAAAAUGUCCUCAUUAUCUUUGAGGUUCCUAAGCUUAGUAAAUCUCCUCACAUUAUGCAAGUAUAUUUUACAUGCAUUAUGGUCUUCAUAGCAGGCAGCAGUGUCAAGAUAUAAGCGUUACGUUGAUAUUCCAUUUUUAUUUUAUUUUAUUUUAUUUUUUCUACGUAUUGACUACUCUAACGGCACUGUUAUAUAUGCUAAGUCUAGCCAGUAAUUGGUUACCAACUAAUACUCCUAAUUUGGUGGCUAGUAGUGUUUGCUUAUGUUCUGCUGUUGUUUUUAUCAUGUUCUAACUCUUUUAUUCAACAAAAUGAGAUGUCCUUGAGUGCACCGGACUGGCUUAUGAUAUUUCUUGUGUAAGAUUUAUAUUGUUAUGCAGCUGUACGCUGGUGAUAAAACCCGAUGCAAUGGUGUAUUCUGGUUUUGUGCUGCCCUAGGCAUGACAAAACUGAGACAACCCACCCCCCCCUUUCAAAUUUCUCUUCCUGACAGACACACACCCUCACUGAUGCAUACACUGACAUACACUCACUUACAGAUACAUAGUCAUUGUCACACACAGUUUAACCAACACACUUUCCCUGAAACAUACACAUUCACAGACAUACACACUCACUCAUUCACAGUUACACAUAUGCACAUUCACCAUCAGACACACAUAUACACUAACUGACAGACACAUAAACACUCACUGACAAGACACGCAUGCAUACUCACUGACAGACGCACACUCACUCAGUGUCUCACACACACACACACACACUGGGACACACAAAUACUCACUGACAGAUACACACUGACAAACACACAUACACAUUCACUGACAGACAUAUAUACACUCAGUGUCAGACAUACACUGACAGACAUACACAUUCACUGACAGACACACACUCUCAGUGACAGACAUGCAUACACACACAGACAGACAUGGAUACAAACACUGACACUCGCAUACACACACUGACAGACACGCAUACAUACACACUCACUGACAAACACAUAUACACUCUCAGUGACAGACACACACACUCUCACUAACAGACACACUAACACACUCACUAACAAACACACACUGACACUCACUAACAAACACACACUUAAACACUCACAAUUUUUAAUUUAUUUUUUGCUUUCAUUUUGGUGGAUUUUUCCCUGUGGUCCAGUGGGGCUGGCUGAAGCUUGGCGGGUGGGCGGGCACACUGUGAGCAGUGGAGGCAGCUCCCUCACGCACCUCUCAGUGAUGCCGGAGCCGGAGUGACGUCAUAUGUCAGUGCGUUUGAGGGAGCUGAGCAGGAAGAGCUCAGAGGAGAGCGCUCCCUCGCUGCCAGCCUCCCACAUCAGUGCAUGCCUGCCUGGGGGGGGCCCUGAGGUGAACAGCCGGCCAGCUCUCUGGUUCCCCAGGGCAAGAGGCUGGCAAGGCAUUUGCCAGGACAUUUAGGGGCAGCUAAAUUUGCCACCACCCUUAAAGUGCUGUUCAAGGCAAAUGCCUUGUCAGCCUUGCGCUAUAUACAGCGCUGUCUGUAAUAUUGCUAACAUUUCAAUAAAAUGCAAAUUACAAUAUAUACCAUAUUUGAGGUGUCAGUUCUCCUUUAACCAUACAAAUGCCUUCCACUGAUUGUAUUGUAUUAUUGUAUUACUGAUUGGAUUAUUGCUAUCUCUCUGGUAGCAGAGGUUUAAAACUGUGGCAGAGUGUGUCCUCUAUCAGCCAGUGUUCAUAUAUAGUCCGUGCCACUAUAGAGAUAUUAAAGGGUUGCUCCAACCAUUAGAGCCCGCUAUAGUGGUUAUGAGGGUAGCCCUGUUCUCCAGUACCUGGGCCUCUUCUGUAGGCAGGUUUACAAUAUCUAACUUCUGCCAAGCCAAUGAAUGAGAUUCUGUGUGCAGGAAUACGCACAGAUUUGACAUUUGUCAGGAAAGGGGUUAAACUCUGUAUGUGCAGCAUUCAUAGCAAGCGGAUUCCAGGAACCAUGACAACUUCAAAUCACGGAAGUUGUCAUGGUGCUUGGAGUAUCCUUUUCAGCAUACAUGCAAUCAGUGACAGGCAGUGGAAGGGUUAAGCAGAGAACAGAAGCUCAGACUCCUUGGGGCUGCUUCAGGUAAAUGUUCACCCUAUUUUUGUGUUGCCAUGGUUGUAUACUGAGCCCUGAGGUAUUUAGUUAGUGUAAAUACAUUAUUUGGUCACGUUAUUUCCUUAAAGGUUCCCUCUCAAGAAAUUGCCAACAGAAAAAAUAGAUUCAUAAUAAUAUAUUUUUAUGACUAAAGAACUACAGAGGUAUUAUCCUUUCAAAAACUAUGGUGUUAAAAAGGACCAGUGAGGUUCAGCAAUAUAAUACAAAUACAAAUGUAAUACAAAUUUUGAAAAAUAUUUCAGAUUGGUAAAUAGUAAAACUUGUUCAAGGAUAUACCUUUUACAUCAUUUAUUUCUGAGUUGCUUUAUUUGCCGUUACAAAUUUACAAAAGAAAAAUAUUUUCUAUUUCUUUUUCUAUUGAUUCUUUCCUUUAAUAUACUAAAAACAUUCAACUAAACAUUCAUACACCAUACUUCAUUCAUUCUGACGUGGCGGGAGGGUGGAAUUUUUAUGUAUUAGUCAAUCUGGUGGACUUAGUAGUUAGGCGCUCCUCAAUGAUCAAGCUGUUAGGAAGGCCUAACUCGUAUAUCGGAGUAUGUUUCCCAUUUAGCCCAUAUUUAUAAAUAGGUUAAUCUGAUUAUUCUUUAAGUAAAAUCCCUUCUCCAGUAAACAUUGAUAAUUAAUUUGAUUCAAUAGUUCGAGCCAGUUCAGGGUGCUCUUGUUUUUUCCAAUAUCUCGCCAUGCAGAUUUUCACUGCUAGUAUAAUAUGGUUUGUAAGAAAGGAGAAGGGCUUAUCCCAUUGAGGAGCGUUUAAGUGGAAUAGGAAGAGCUGUGGGGUCAAAGGGAAAUCUGUCCCUGUACAUUCUAUUAGGGGAUUGCUAAGAUUCUUUUUUAGAACAAGAUAUUUGGAAGGCUCUUUAUUAAAAGUUUCAGAAAUGGAAAAAAAAUCGAGUGAUCGAGAUAUUCUUUUUAAGGGGUUGUGGUUGCCUAGACAUACAGUAAAUAUAGACAGAGAUUUAGAGAGUGUAUCCUACCCAUACAUAACAGCUCCAUUCUAGACCAUGGUUGUAGGGUAGAAUGUAUUUCAUUUUCUGAAUAGAAACAUAGAAUGUGACAGCAGAUAAUAACCAUUCGGCCCAUCUAGUCUGCCCAAUUUUCUAAAUAAUUUUCUUUAGUCCCUGGCAUUAUCUUAUAGUUAGGAUAGCCUUAUGCCUAUCCCACGCAUGCUUAAACUUAUUUACUGUGUUAACCUCUACCACUUCAGCUGGAAGGCUAUUCCAUGCAUCCACUACCCUCUCAGUAAAGUAAUACUUCCUGAUAUUAUUUUUAAACCUUUGUCCCUCUAAUUUAAGACUAUGUCCUCUUGUUGUGGUAGUUUUUCUUCUUUUAAAUAUAGUCUCCUCCUUUACUGUGUUGAUUCCCUUUAUGUAUUUAAAUGUUUCUAUCAUAUCCCCCCUGUCUCGUCUUUCCUCCAAGCUAUACAUGUUAAGAUCCUUUAACCUUUCCUGGUAAGUUUUAUCCCGCAAUCCAUGAACCAGUUUAGUAGCCCUUCUCUGAACCCUCUCUAAGGUAUCAAUAUCCUUCUGAAGAUACGGUCUCCAGUACUGUGUACAAUACUCCAAGUGAGGUCUCACCAGUGUUCUGUACAAUGGCAUGAGCACUUCCCUCUUUCUACUGCUAAUACCUCUCCCUAUACAACCAAGCAUUCUGCUAGCAUUUCCUGCUGUUCUAUUACAUUGUAUGCCUACCUUUAAGUUGUCAGAAAUAAUCAUCCCUAAAUCCCUUUCCUCAGAUGUUGAGGUUAGGACUCUAUCAAAUAUUCUGUACUCUGCCCUUGGGUUUUUACGUCCAAGAUGCAUUAUCUUGCACUUAUCCACAUUAAAUGUCAGUUGCCACAACUCUGACCAUUUUUCUAGUUUACCUAAAUCAUAUGCCAUUUGGCUUAUUCCUCCUGGAACAUCAAACCUGUUGCAUAACUUAGUAUCAUCAGCAUGAAUGAAGCUCAAUAAGGUUAAGUUAAAUAGGAUACAUAGGCCGUUCUCCAAUCAAAAUUUGUAGGUGGACCACAAGAGGGACAUAGCUGUAGCAGUAAUGUCAGGGACUUCCAAGUAUUCUUUUUCUAUUAUGAUACUUUAAGAAAGGUUUCUAGUUGUUGGAAAAGGUGAAGAAGACAAGUGAUUGGGUUGAACUAAGGACAGGAGAAUUUUAUCAGUGAAUAACACCAAUAUGUGCUCAUCAAUAACUUAGGGAGUCCCUGUAGUAUCAGGGGAUCAUUAUAUAUUACGGGCUUCAAAGCCAUAAUAAAAGUCAAUGGGGAAAGUGGGCAUCCCUAUCUUGUUCCAUUUGUUAAAUAAAAAAACAAUAUUCCCAUAGGCCACUGUUUAAUAUUUUUUCAGUUUUUCAAAUUAUUUAAUAUUUUUGGCUAAACUUGAGGUUCAAAAAAAGUUUUUAAAAAUAUUAAAAUAUCAAAAAUAUAUCAUAUAUUAAAAAAUAUAUCAUAUAUAAAAAAAAUAUCAAUAUAUAAAUAUAUAUAUAUAUCAGAAUCUAUCAAUAUUUUUCAAAAUAUGUAAUCAUUUGAAAACGUAUCCAAAAAAAUAAAUGAAGGCUAUAAUUUGGUAUCAGAGUUUAACAUUGGUUGAACAUUGCAAUUGAUGGAAGGAGACUUCCAGGGCUUUAGAAGAUUAAUACUAGUCGCUGGAUCUUGUGCAUGGGCUAGAGUACAGCAUUGAUGUGGCUCCUUGUGGAUAAAUCGGCAGGAGCUGAAAAAAGCACCUGCAGGGAAAAGCAUUAGGCAAGUAUAUCUCAUCUGCACUGUAACCCUUAGAGACAGGACACCAAUGUCAACAUUGGUGGCAUAAACGUCUCUUUAAAACAAUAUUUACAUCAUGUAUCAAAUGUUUAUACCUAUGUUUUAUUGUUAGUUUGUCAUUUUUGCAGUUGGUGCUCUGGAGCUGUAUGUUCCUUCAAGUCAUCGAGCUAGAAUGGGAUCUGAGACCCUGAUUCCCUGCAUGUUCACUGUGGAUAAACCUCCUGUGGAUCCCAAAUUCUUUGCUGUAUUUUGGUACUUUCAGGGAAAGGAGAUUUUAAACUAUAAUAAUAUUGUGACCACCAUCAAUCCUGCAUUUUCUAUAGAUACAAGCAGAGCACUGAUUGGAGAUGCCUCUCUGUCUAUUUCCGGAGUAAGAGUAUCUAAUGGUGGAAUAUAUACAUGUUUAAUACUUUACAGUCCAGAAAGGAAGGAGAAGGAAGUCACUUUGUUUGUUCAUGGUAAGAAUAUAGCUGUGUGACAUAAAAUGGAACACUACGGUAAUAUUAUUUAUUAAUAAUGUGCCAACAUAUUUUGCAUUGCCAUACACGGUGUGAAUUAAACAAACAAGUGAAUGAAGAAGUCAAACAAAAGACACAUCCUGCUCAAACAAACUUAUAUUAAAAACUGCUAAAUUAAGAGACACAAUUGUGAAAAUAUUGAUUUAUUUUUCAUCUGGUAAAAUUACUUGUUUUAGUUUCUAUAUAUUUUUCUGUGUCACUUAAGAUAUAACAUAGUCAGAUACACGUGCAUUUUUUUUUUUAAUUCAAUUUAUUCAUUACUAAUACAGUCCAUUAAUACUUGUGAAAAAUAUUUAAUUAACCUUAAAUAUUUGAUGUGUUGUAGUAUUGUCAUUUGUGAUAUAACUAUUCUAAGUUUUUAUUCAAAUUACUUCCAGAACACUGAAGUAAUUACCUAGGAUUACCUAGGAUUAUACUAUUAACAGACUUUCAUUGUAUAUGGAUGGUCACCACAUAUGGUUCUUGUUAAGAAUGAUGGAUGAAGGCCUGAUAGUAACCUUUGACCUAGCUUUGCAAGUCAGUCUCCCUCUGUAUUACCAAGACUCAGAUUUCUAAAGGCAUUUAUUCGGUUAACCAUGUAUAUAGAACUUCCUUUGUGUAACUUCUAUUUUACCGCCUAAAUAUAACGUAUGGCUUUAAUCAUAGAUUUCAAAUGAUGCCAAGUCACUACCCUUUUUCUAAUAUAGCCACUUUUUUUAAAGUAAGGCAACCUUAUGUAUACGCCCCUAUGUAACUGAAUUUUAAACCUAUAAAACUGAUUGUAGCUAAGAUUUUGUUACCAAUACCUUUAACAUCAAAAAUGUAUAAUGAACAUUGCUCUGUAUUGGUCAAAGACAUUCAAAGACGUUUGCAUUGACGUAUGCUAUUACCGGAUGAUGUGUAUGUUUGAAUAAAUAUAAGUUUUUAGGUGCAAGAUACUCUCAUUCUAUUUUUAUAACACUGAGGUGUGAAAAAAAAAAAAAUCUCAAGAAAAGUUACAUUUCCUACAAGUUGUAGUUGAGAAUGGUUUUACAGUUCGGUAAUGUUAAAUGGUCAAUAUCUGAUGGUAUUAUGGGACCUUUACUCACUGAAAGAGGUUGUUUUGUUUCAUUUUUGUAUUUUCCACUGACCUCUAAGUAAUAUUAUUUAUACCUAUAAAUUUACAUUAGAAGUUAUUAUUUUUUCAAACCUCAAACCUUAAGUGUAUAUAUGACAAGAGUCCUAGGAAUAAAGCAUUUUCGAGUACCCUACCUAAUAAUAUACCCAGGGAUGUAUUUGCCACAAGGCAAACAAGGCAUUUGCCUAGGGCGGCACUUCCAGGGGGGGGCGCCAAAAAAUUCCACCCCAAGCUCCCAGACAAAUGCCUUGUUUGCCUCGUGUUCUGGGGCUGUCCACCUUACUGUGAGUGAGUGAGUGUAGCUGUCAGUGUGUGUCUCUGAGUCAGAAUGGGUGUGCCUUGAGUGUGUGUCAGUGUGUGUAUGUCAUUUUAUGUGUACCUGAGAGUAUGUGCCUGUCAGUGAGUGGGUGUGUCAGUGUGCGUCUGUCAGUGAAAGUAUGUUUUGGUUAAACCGUGUGUUCCAAUGACUGUGUAUCUGUCAGUGAGUGUAUAUCAGUGCAUGUAUCAAUGAGGGCAUGUGUCAGUCAAAAAAAUGGCCUUGACACGAAUUGGGGGGGGGCAAAUUUAGAUUUUGGGGGUGCCCAAAUUUAGUUGUACCUAGGGCAGCACAAAUCCAAAAUACACCACUGAAUAUACCAAAACCUUGUAUAGUCAUUAAGAAGUUCAUCCAUGUUGCUCCAUAGAGUAAAACACUUAUCUUACUUAUUGUUCAAGUCACUCAAUAUCAAGCACAUAGAAAAAAAGCAAUUUAUACAGAGGAAGAAAUAAGAGAAAAAAAAUAAAAUUCUACAAAACAAUUUCUCAUAACUAAAGCUAGUUUGGGAAGGGAUACCAGUAUCACAUGUUAGUGUUGGAGUGUCAGUAACAUAUCACUGAUGCCAUGGUGGGACAUUCCCAGUACGUACAAUAUGACAGCAGCACAUACACACACAGCUGACAAACAAAUCAUCAAUCACAGGGACAGUUUUUCUCUGGCUUGCUACAGGUGAUGGAGUAUGAACACUCUCAUAGAUAUGCUUGUGCUGUGUGUGUUUUUUUUUUUAGAGAAUUUCUGAUUCAUCUGAGAAAUGUAAAACCAGAAAAAUAACUUGGGACAUUAGGCAGUGAUCCCAUAGCUAGGGUUUAAAGUGAUAUAAUUAAACAAAAUAUAGGGUGCUGUGUAUCUAGAAGAGAAGUUGGAUAUUACAACCCAUCACUAGAAAAAUAGAAAGCCAAUUAUUGCAAGAUGCAGACCAUGUACGGUAAAUAAAUUAAUCUUAUUGUAUUCCAUUCCAGCUUCUCCAGAGAUUGAUAUCACUGGGAGAUUCGCUGUUAUAAAUAAGGAGAGUAUUCUGAGCUGCUCAAUCACUGGAUUCUACCCUGUGGACAUCGAUAUUAAAUGGUAUAAGGAUGGGGAGAACCUAAAUAAAUAUACUGUAUCCACACCCCAGAGGAACUCAGAUGGCACAUAUAGUGUGUAUAGCACAGUAACUAUAAUACCCACUGAGGAGGACAAACUUCUGACCUUCUCCUGCAGGGUCAGACAUGAGUCUCUAUCUGGACCUCUCUACAAAGAUUUCCACCUGGAAUAUAAAAUGAAAGGUAACCAGUAUUCAAUAAGCAUUAUAUAUAUAUUAGAGAUUCCGAACACAAAUAUAAUACAUUGCUAAACACAAAUACACACACCAGUCAAGCCAUAAGACUUGCUUUUCCCACAGAAAUCUCACUUUAACAGUGUUCUUACUACUGCAAGGGAUUCUGGGUAGGUAUAUGCAAAUGAGCUCAACAAAGAACCACAUUUUUGCCUCAUAAUUCAACUUUGUACAUGGAUUCCUUGGAGCAUGUGUCUCCUGUAUACAACAGCUUUGAAACACAACUCAGGAAGAGGAACAAAGCCAGUGAACCACUCAUGGACAGCUGUUUUGUUGUUAAUGCAACUCAUCAGCAUGAGGUUGGUUACUGGCUUGCAAAGGAGGCUUGGUGUUACUUGUAAAGUGUAUACCAACAGAGUUGUGAGUAGUGAGAGCACUGUUAAAGUGAGAUUUCUGUGGGAAAAGGAAGUCUUAUGGCUUGACUGGUGUGUGUAUUUGUGUUCACCACAACUCUGUUGGUAUGUACAUAUAUAUAUAUAUACAUAUAUAUAUAUAUAUAUAUAUAUAUAUACACACUCUACUACCAUAACCACUACAGCUUUUUGCUCUCCUGAAGGCUGAGAGGCGACUAAUGCAUAUAGAGCACUGGUGCAAAAUAAAUCAUUUUUGUGCAUGGGUGGCCAAACGUAGAUUCCAAGCUUUCAUACAAUUCCCACAAUGCUAUGUCAGCUGAGGAUCUACCAUUUGCCCAUCCUUGCAGGGAUGUAUUUUUGAGCAGUGUUUGUGCAUUUGAAUGUAGGCCUGUUUUUUAAGGAUGCACAUGGGCAAAAAUUUCAGUUCAGUUCUGCACUUCCAAAAUUCGAGACUUCGGCCAUUCAGGACUUCGGCAAUUCAAGCCUUUAGGACUUAUGAAAUUCAGCCAUUCGUGACUUCGGCAAUUCAUGACUUUGGCAUUCCGGUUCGGUUCCUCACUUCAGGAUUUCGGCCAUUCGGGACUUUGGCACUUCAGGAUUUUGGCACUUUGGGAUUUUGGCAACAUGGACAUUUGUUAGCAUUCCUUUCUUGCCACCACAACCACUUACACAUAUAUAGGGAUCUCUAACCCUUAACCCCUAACCCUACCCCUAGGGUUAGGGGUAGCACUAGGAGUAGGGUUAGUGGUAGGAUUAGGGUAGGGAUAGGAGUAGGGUUUGGGUUAGUAGUAGGGUUUGGGUUAGGGGUAGGGGUAGGCUUAAGGUGAGGGUUAGGGUAGAAACAUAGAGUGUGACGGCAGAUAAGAACAAUUCAGUCCAUCUAGUCUGCUCAAUUUUCUAAAUACUUUUAUUAGUCCCUGGCCUUAUCUUAUAGUUAGAAUAGCCUUAUGCCUAUCCCACGCGUGGUUAAAUUCCUUUACUGUAUUAACCUCUACCACUUCAGCUGGAAGGCUAUUCCAUGCAUCCACUACCCUCUCAGUAAAGUAAUACUUCCUGAUAUUAUUUUUAAACCUUUGCCCCUUUAAUUUAAGACUAUGUCCUCUGUUGUGAUAGUUUUUCUUCUAUUAAAUAUAGUCUCCUCCUUCACUGUGUUGAUUCCCUUUAUGUAUUUAAAUGUUUCUAUCAUAUCCCCCCGUCUCGUCUUUCCUCCAAGCUAUACAUGUUAAGAUCCUUUAACCUUUCCUGGUAAGUUUUAUCCUGCAAUCCAUGAACCAGUUUAGUAGCCCUUCUCUGAACCCUCUCUAAGGUAUCAAUAUCCUUCUGAAGAUACGGUCUCCAGUACUGUGUACAAUACUCCAAGUGAGGUCUCACCAGUGUUCUGUACAAUGGCAUGAGCACUUCCCUCUUUCUACUGCUAAUACCUCUCCCUAUACAACCAAUCAUUCUGCUAGCAUUUCCUGCUGCUCUAUUACAUUGUCUGCCUACCUUUAAGUCCUCAUAAAUAAUCACCCUUAAAUCCCUUUCCUCAGAUGUUGAGGUUAGAACUCUAUCAAAUAUUCUGUAGUGGUAGGGUUAGGGGUAGGGUUAGGAGUAGGGUUAGGGUUAGUGUAACCGCUGGUGGUUCCCUUAUUUACCACUAUAAUGUCUUAAAGCAUAGAACUUAGUAGGGCUAACCAUACAGAUAUCUUAGCCAUAAUUUUAUAUAGUGUAAGAGAUCCUCUAUUUAACAUAUAUAAACAAUUGAGAAUACAAUAUAAAAUAAGGAUUGUCUUGGAAGCAAUCGUUUUGUCUUUUUGGAUAUUUAUUAUAUAAAAAUAUAAAAUACAUUAUAGCAGAGUUUAUAAAAUUAAAUUACAUGCUUGCAAAUAUCAUUAAUAGGUUAACAUACCCUUCUGAACAUGUCAUCAUGUCAGUCUCUCUGUCAUUUUAAGAUGGAGCAGCGUCUGUCUCCAAGUCUGUCCUCUGUGUCUUAACAUUUAAAAGUACACCUAUUUAUACCUUAGGUGUCUCCAUUUUAGGUUACUGUAGUUCAAAUAUGAAAAAGUAACACUUCUUUUACUUUAUUCAAUUUAGGUCCUCCCUUAAUUUGGCAAACAUACAAGGCCAUAACUAAAGGGUGUAUACGUCAUGGAAAUUUUCCUGACUUAGUUCAAGAUGGCAUCUUAAAGUCUGAAUAGGUUAUCUGUUGUUUAUACUAAGUCGUAAGUGUACAGUCGUGGGAGAUUCCCGGAUUUGGGGAAGUUCCAUUAACUUUGGGUUACAACAGUAUAUUGUGUACUGCAAGUGUCGUAGCAUAGCCUUGAAGCUUGUAAUUCGUCUGGGACAAAAUGGCGCAAACAUAUUAUGCACUGAGGUUAUUGCUUAAAGAAACAGUUAUGAAAAACAAUAUGUUCCAUUUCUAACACCUUGUCAGUUUGCAAUAUCUCUUAAAGACAAAGUACACAGUUUAAGAAAUACAACAUUUCAUUCUAAAACUUGUAAUAUUUGCCCAUAACAUUAGGGUAAGGGUUAAGGGUAGGGUAAAGGGUAAUGUUAGGGUAGGCUUAGGGUAGGGAUAGGGUUAGGGUUAGGGUUAGGAGUAGGGUUAGGUUUAGGGUAUUGUUUGGAGUAGGGUUGGGGUAGGGCUAGGGUUAGGGUUAGGGGUAGGGUUAUGGUUUGGAGUAGGGUUAGGGGUAGCGGUAGGGGUAGAAUUAGGGGUAGGGUUGGGGUAGGAGAUUGGCAGUUCUAAACAAGGAGAGUAUUCUGAGCAGCACCAUCACUGGGUUUUAAUCUCCCUUAUGCUAUUAUGGGGAAUAAAUAUUGUUGUUUUGCAUUCCAGCUCCUUCGAAGAUCACUAUCACAGGGAGAUUGGCAGUUCUAAACAAGGAGAGUAUUCUGAGCAGCACCAUCACCGGGUUCUACCCUGUGGACAUCGACAUUAAAUGGUUUAGGGAUGGGGAGAUCCUCAAUAAAUAUACUGUAUCUACACCCCAGAGGAACCCAGAUGGCACAUAUAGUGUGUAUAGCACAGUAACUAUAAUACCCACUGAGGAGGACAAACUUCUGACCUUCUCCUGCAGGGUCAGACAUGAGUCUCUAUCUGGACCUCUCUACAAAGACUUCCACCUGGAAUAUAAGGGUAACCAGUGUUUAUUCUAUAUUUUCUUUAAGAGGUAUUAAAUAUGAUAGAUAUAAUCUUUUUAUUUGGAGAAUAAAGGGGACGGUCAUUUCACAGGACUUGAACAGUCCCGUAUUUUUAACAGAUAUAAAAAUGAAAUAGUUCAAGAAUUAAAAACAAAAACAUAUAACUAUAUCUCAGUCUAAAAAGAAAUCCCACAUAUAGCUUGGGAUCUGGAAUAGUUAUAGCGUGUUAACCUUUUUUUUCCAUUCAUAUGAUUUCCUCCAUUACCUUUUAAAUAUAUUUAAAAUAUUUUUUAACUGAUGUUUUAAACUGAGUUCAUGAGGAGAAACAGUUUUGAUGGGGAAGAUGUUGUGAGGAUAUUGAAACAGCUAUAUGCACUACCUGAAUAGCAAGGUUUAUUCAUUUGCAUAUGCAGGUAGAUUUGCAUAUUAUGACUUCUGCAGGGCGGGCAGGGGAGAUAUUUUUUGUUAGUUAUUGUCUUCCCCAUUAUUAAUAUGUUAUUGUGUUAUUAUGAGUUAAUGUUUCCACAAAUUAUUUGGUUAUUUGUAUUUGAGUUUUCCACCAUAAGUUUGAUGUAAUGCGCAUAUUGGUUGGUCCUAAGUAAGAAUAAAGCUCAGUGUGUUAGUUCCAUAUGGAACUGCAUGUCCUGUUUUGUUAUUAAGGGAUCCAGUAACACAGUCUUUGAACCUGUUGGCUGGCUGUUUGGUCCCUGGAUCUUGGGACAAGUUAAAAAAGCUAGGCCGAAAAGUCACAAUUGCUAUUAUCACAACAUAGGCAGAGGUGUAGAUAAUUGCCUGGGAAAGAGCACAAGAGGCAAAGGCAGAGGUCACUCUUGAUGCCAAGUAGUCAGGAGUCUUCUCCUUCAAUGUGCAGUGUUAUGGCAAUAGGAAUUCACCAGCAUAUGUGAUGCAAAUUUUUAAAAAAUAAAAUAAAUAUAUAUAUAUAUAUCUUUAUGGCUGGGAUUAAAGCAAUUAAAUAAGGUAUACUCACAUAAGGAGCCCAAAAGUAGUUUUUGUUUAAACCUACAUUGCGUAGGUGGUAUCUUCAUCACCAAGGAAAUAAAAGUGUGAAUCCUCCGGAUAAUAUCUUCAAGGAUAAAAUCGGGAAGGUCCAGGUGUAGUAAAUAGUUUUAUUUCAGACAAAAAUAGUAAAAAACAAUAUACAGCAUAAAAAAACACAAAAGCAUUUCUCCAGACUGGGCUUUCUCAUAGGACACCUGCUAUCACCAAGUAGCCUGCUUUCACCAUAAUCACUAUAAACAUGUGCAGUGGUUAUGGUGCUUAGAGCGAUCCUUUGUAUACUGUGUAACGGAUGCCAUCUUGCCUUGAUUUGUUUGUAAUAUCCUUCACUAUUUGCAUUAUUAAUUGUCUAAUCAUUAUUAAAUGUAAUAAAUAGAACAAAUGAAUAAAAUGCUACCGGUUUCCACCCUGGCUGCAGACCUGCUAAUGUCUGAUACAAACACCCUGAUCACUGGGGGGUCAUGGCAUGAUAUGCCAGCCCAGACAUGGUCACAAAACCGAACUGAAUAUGUAUUCUUUCCAUCUCUAUAUAAAUGAAUACAAAUAAAGAUAUUGCAUGUUUCUUGUUACAGGUCAAAGAAAUAGAAUGUCGCAGAUUUUAAUUCCUGUUCUCAUUGUUGUCGUGGUGAUACUGGUAUUUUCAGUAUAUAAAUUUAGGAAGCGCAGUAAGUAUUCUUUAAGUCUCCAUUCAUUCUAAAUACUAAAAUAAGUUUUAUACAUUUUGUGUUUCAAUAUUUAAAUUUUAUUAUUAAAGGAAAAGUAAAUGUUUACUAUGACAAAAAGUUUAAUAAAAUUUCUGAGAUUCAUUAAAACAGAAAUCAACCUUUAGAAAUUAGCGCCCAGUGAGUCUGACACAUUGUAGCCGGGGUUUUUAUCAUUCCCUCGUAAGAUAGUUAAUGAAAAGGAAACAAGUGCGCCAGAGAAAAAUGAUCAAAAUCAGCUCUGGUUUUCUGCGAUUUUAAUUCAUUUCUUUUUGCAGGACAGACAAACGAGAACAAUGCGUCCCCAGAUGUAAAAUUGGUCUUUUUGGGUAAGGUGUAACUAAUAGACUUAAAAUAUAAAUCAUAUGGCCAUUCCUAAUUUGACUUCUGAAAUCCAGUAUUUCAACACACAAGGUGAUGGAAGGAUAGAUACACUAUUUCCACUUUUUGAAAUUCUGAAUCACUGUCUCUCAGUAUGUAAUGUAUAUUUAUAGAUUUUCUGUUCAUGCUUCUCCUAUUUUCUCUAUUGGUAACUUUUCUCACUUGAUCUGUGAGCCAAAUGGUGGGAUAAUGCUCCUAUCAGUGCACUCCAAAAUAUUUACCUAAUAUCAUAUUAUGUAUGAAAUUUGCAGCAAAUUGAUUUAGCCAUUUUCAUGAAUGUUUGGUUUGUUCUUCUGUUUUGGUUCCCAAAAUUUCUCGCCAUAUGUAUAUAUACAUAUAUACACAUACAUGUCUAAUGUUAAGUGUUCUAGUAUCUUGAAUAUUAACUCCUCUCACUAUUGUCCCUGCACGUCAGGCUCCUAUAGGGUAAUUUCCUGCUCUGGCAGUGUCUCACCCCGCACAGCCCUUGGUGUGCUCAGCACUGUGUCUCAAUACAAUAUUGAACCAGCCGCUGACACGUUACUGGUCCUUUAAUUCUGAUUUAAUCUGUUGUGCAUUGGAACAAAAUUUAUAGUUAGAAAUCUAUUCAUGUUUUUAUUAUUUAAAUUAAAUUAUACUUUCACUCAAUUACAGGGACUCCUCCACAUGUUGAAGAUAUCAUAGUAUCCGAUCAAUUACCUUGGUCCCAGAAGGUGAAGCUGGAGUGCAAGAUCUCAGGAUACUCUAACCGGGAUAGGCCAUCUGUGACCUGGUAUAAACAGGAGCAAGGGGAUCUCCAACCAGUUACAUUAAAUUCCAGUGAGAUUUAUGAGAUCCAGGAUCUCAGAUAUGAGAUACAGGAUGUUAACACGUACAGCUGUACAGCAUGUCUGAUUAUCAGCCAAUCACUGAGCUCAGAGCAACCGAUAGAAGUCAUCUGCAGAGUGGAACAUCCCAGCCCGGAGCAACCAAUAGAGACACAGACUGAAUCAUUACAAGUGAUGGGUGAGUCCAUUAGUUCACAGACUGUGUAUUAUAUAUAUCUUUCCUACUUCAGCUGUGAACAGAAAGGUUGUAAAAACUUUGAAUUAAAGAGAGAUGAGAUGUCAUAAUAUCCAAUGAUAAUAGCAAAAUGUAGAUAUAACUCAAUGGGAGAGAUUUACCAAAAGUGAUCUGAAAGUGUCAUUUAUUCUUGGUCUCCAAUUUGUUCAUAUUCAUUAAAUUGUUAAUUUUCAUGGAAAAAGUCAGUUUCAGGACAGACCAUUAAAUUCAGAAAAAAAGUUCAGUGAAAUAAAACGUUUUUUUUUUCUAGCAGAAAGAAAGGACAGAAACGUUGUCAGUUGUGUCGACUAAAAACACACAGGGCCGCACUUUCAAAAAUGGCCGUUAG